AUGUCUAUUGUGCAAGUGUUGGUCAAGUCGGGGGCUAGUGACGAGUUUGUCUCAACUUACGCACUGCUUGAUUCAGGCAGCACAGGUACCUUUUGCACUGAACGGUUGAUGGGUAAACUCAAGGUGACUGGAAAAAGGGCUGAUGUUUUGUUGAAGACCAUGGGUAACGAGGUGCGUAAGAAAUCGUUUGUUAUACCAGCUCUUCAGGUAGCUCCGGUCGCUGAAGGUUAUAAUGAGGUCUCUGGGUGGAUUGAUUUGCCACCUGUCUUGUCUCAGCCCUCCUUGCCAGUCUCAGAGGAGGACAUUGCGACACAGGAAGACCUUUCUAGGUGGGACUAUCUUCAGGAAGUAAGGUUACCAGUGGUAGAAAAGAGUAGUGAGUUACAUGUAGGCCUACUCAUUGGUAUCAACUCACCUAAGGCUAUGGAACCGUUCAGGGUUAUCCCAAGUGAUGGUAAUGGGCCAUUUGCUGUGAAAACUAGGCUGGGAUGGGCGAUCAACGGACCGCUGGGUGAUCAGGACAGGGAGGAUGUUGGCAUCGGAAGCAUAGUUCAUAUAGUCCAGAACACGAGGGUGGACACGGAUCUGUUGGCAGCGGUCAACAGACAAGUGGAUUAUGAUUUCAGCGAGAGAGUAGUCGACGAAGUGGAGGAAUGCUCACUGGAGGACAAGCAGUUCUUGGAAUCCGUUGAGAAAUCGAUCGAGCAUAAAGAUGGGCAUUACACGAUAGGUCUCCCAUUCAAGGACAGCGAUGUCAAGAUGCCAUGCAACAGGUCCCAGGCUGAGCAAAGGUUGAAGCAUUUGGAAAAAAGGUUCGUCAGGGAUCCUGACUUUCACCGAGAGUACUCAGAGUUCAUGAAUAAAACCAUCGCUAAGGGUUACGCGCGUAAGGUACCUGCUGGGGCUGAACCUAAGGAAGGGAGGUUGUGGUACUUACCUCAUCAUGGGGUAUAUCACCCCCAAAAGAAGAAGCUAAGGGUGGUGUUUGACUGCGCGGCGAGGUUUGCCGGUACCUCACUUAAUGAUCGAUUGUUGUCUGGACCUAACCUCACCAACAAUUUAGUGGGGACAUUGCAUAGGUUUAGGCAGGGAGACACCGCCUUGGUUGGUGAUAUCGAGGCAAUGUUUUGUCAAGUGAAGGUUCAUUCGAGGGAUGUGGACUUCUUGAGGUUCCUCUGGUGGGAGGAUGGGGACGUGUCCAAGCCACCUCAAGAAUACCAACAAAUGACUCAUUUGUUUGGGGCCACUUCGUCGCCAGCUGUAGUUACUUACGCGCUGUUGAGGACGGCGACGGAUUUCGAGGACCAAUACGGAAAGGAGGCCGCGGACACGCUCCGUCGAAACUGUUAUGUAGAUGACUGCAUCCGGUCUGUGAAUGGUGUGAAGUGUGCUCAGUGUCUGCAGAAAAAUCUCAAGGGUCUUACUGGUGAAGGCGGAUUUAACAUGAACCGCUGGCUUAGCAACGCUCGAGCUGUUAUGCAAGCUAUCCCGGAGGAGGAAUGGGCGAAAGAAGCCAAGGAUCUAGACCUGUCGUCGGAGAAUCUGCCCACCAAUUGCACUUUAGGAGCAAAGGGGCUGUUGCAAGAGUUAAGCAGGCUGAAAUUGGCGUGGGACGACCCCAUUCCCAAGGAGCUGGAGGAAAAAUGGAUGAAAUGGAAGGGGGAAUUGAGUAGGUUGUCUGCCAUUCGGAUUGAUCGCUGCUUUAGGCCUAAGGAUUUCGGUGAGGUUGUGCGAUCUGAGUUGCAUCACUGCCCAGAUGCCAGGCAGUCUGGUUAUGGGUUGGCAUCGUUCUUGCGCUUAGUGAAUGAUAAUGGUGAUGUCCACUGUUGUUUGGUCACAGGAAAGGCUCGAGUAGCCCCAUUGAAACAAGUCACAAUACCGCAUCUGGAGUUGUCAGCAGCUACCGUAGCUGUUAGGGUGGACAGUAUGUUGAGGAGGGAGCUCGAUAUUGAAAUAUCAGAGUCCUACUUUUGGACUGACAGUAUGUCAGUUUUGAAGUAUGUUGCAAACACAUCUGCUCGCUUUCCUACCUUUCUGGCCGACCGCCUUAGAGUGAUUCAUGAAGGGUCCAACACAUUCCAGUGGCAUUACAUUCCCACCAGUCUCAACCCGGGGGAUGAGGCAUCUAGGGGGCUGUCUGCCUCUGAAAAAAAUGAGCGCUGGUUCCACGGUCCUGACUUUCUGCAUACACCUGAAAGUGAAUGGCCCAAAACUCCAGAAAUUUCGCCUCAAAAUCUGGAGACUGACCCUGAAGUCAAUUUGGUGAGUGCUGUUGUCACUCAGUGA
Messenger RNA from Lineus longissimus, 2286 nucleotides. RefSeq lists its product as uncharacterized. The record is from RefSeq and is a predicted model, not a curated record. NCBI's taxonomy places the organism in Eukaryota, Metazoa, Nemertea, Pilidiophora, Heteronemertea, Lineidae. The transcript has 2 exons. The coding region runs from base 1 to 2286 and encodes 761 amino acids.